CGAACUUUACAAUGCAAACCCGCCGAAACGCGUCCUAAUUACACAUAUAUAUCACACACACAUGCACACAAUCCUCGUACAAACUAACUACUGAGCCAACCAAGCAGACACCAAUAUAUUGUGUCUCAAUUUUCACUAAAACCUACUUCUUUUUUUCUUGCAUUUUUUUUUUUUGUAAGUAAAUUCGUUCAAUUAUUAUUUUUUACCAUGAACAAAAGCAUUAGUGAAUAUGAGCGUAUGUUCAAUUAUUUUGAUGAAAAUGGUGAUGGAAAAUUGUCACCUUUGGAGCUGCAACGUCGCGUCGGGGUGAUAGACGAAGGGUUGCAGGUGGAGGAGUUGCAGCUGGUGGUUGAAUCUCUGGACUCGGACGGAGAUGGGUUGCUGGGGUUGGAUGAGUUUGUUGGUUUGAUGGAGAGCAGUACUGAGGAUGAAGAAGAGAAAGUGAAGGACUUGAGGGAGGCUUUUGGAAUGUAUGAAAUGGACGAUUGUGAUUGCAUCACACCUAAGAGCCUAAAGAGGAUGCUUAGUAGAUUGGGUGAGUCAAGGACGGUUGAUGAAUGUGUCACCAUGAUUAAUCAUUUUGAUCUUAAUGGUGAUGGUGUGCUUAGCUUUGAUGAGUUCAAGGUUAUGAUGCUAACAUGAGUUUUGUAUGUAUUUGUGUGUGUGUGUUAAUUUGUUAGAAUCGAUGUGUGCGGCUUUCUUAGCUGGUUUAUAGAUCGAUGAAUGUAAUGUGGUUGUAUUUGAAAUACAACACAUAUUGGUUUGUAAUCCAUGUAAGUCUCUGAAAUUCAAUAAUACUA
Molecule: messenger RNA, 800 nt
Organism: Cornus florida
Lineage: Eukaryota; Viridiplantae; Streptophyta; Magnoliopsida; Cornales; Cornaceae
Product: calcium-binding protein CML38-like
Exons: 1
Coding region: 208-642 (144 amino acids)
Molecular function (GO): calcium ion binding
Source: RefSeq, a predicted model, not a curated record